AUGAGGAGCAUCUUCUCUCUCACAAUGGCGCCGCUCCUCCGCCCUGGCGCCCUCGCCGCGGCGCUACUCGCCCUCGCCGUGGUCGGGGUGGCGCAGGGCCAGCAGGUGGGACUCUUGAGGGUGCCGAACAGGUCCCCGCCCACCAAGGCAAACAUGGACAGGGUGGUGCUCCCCGUGGACAAUGCCGGGGGAUUCGCCGGUUUGUGGAACAUCCUGACCGAGAACGCGGGCGUGUCCGCGAUGCACAUGGCCGUGAUGCGGCAUGGCAAGGCCGUCAUGUUCGACACGACCACGACGGGGCCGUCGCUCAUGCAGCUGCCGGCAGGGAACUGCCGCGUCGACCCCCGGAGCGACCCGCCGGGCGGCAUGGACUGCUCGGCGCACGCCGUGGAGUUCGACUACAACACUGGCGCGGUCCGGCCUCUCAAGAUCUUAACUGAUACGUGGUGCUCGUCGGGAGCGUUCGACGUGGACGGCAUGCUGGUGCAAACGGGCGGCUACUUCGAAGGGGUGAAGGUUGUGAGACGCCUGAACCCACAAGGAAAUGCCGACUGGGUCGAGUUCCCCAAUACCUUGGCCGAAGGAAGAUGGUACGCAACGCAGCAGGUGCUCCCAGACGGCCGCUUCAUCGUGGUCGGCGGGCGGCGAUCGUUCAGCUACGAGUUCGUCCCGGCCGCCGGCCAGUUGAACACCCAAUUCACUCCCCUCCCGCUUCUUCAACAAACGACCGAUGACGUGGAGAACAACCUGUACCCCUUCGUCCACCUCCUCCCGGAGGGGACCAUCUUCCUCUUCGCCAACGACCGCUCCAUCAUUUUCGACCCACAGAACGGGCAGGUCCUCCGCGAGCUCCCGAAGCUCAACGGCGGUGCACGGAACUACCCUGCCUCCGGCAUGUCCGCUCUCCUUCCCCUCGACCUCCGCCGCGGCGAGAGGCUGAGCGCGGAGGUGAUAGUCUGCGGCGGCGCCCCCAAGGAAGCCUUCAAGCUCGGCGAGGUCAACAAGUUCCCGCACGCGCUCCGGGACUGCGCGCGCAUCAACCCGUCUAAGCCCGGGGCGCGGUGGGCGAUCGACUUCAUGCCAGUGGGCCGCGUGAUGGGCGACAUGCUCAUACUGCCCACCGGAGACCUCCUGCUGCUCAACGGCGCGGCCCAGGGCUGCUCGGGGUGGGUUUUCGCCCGGGAACCGGUGCUGACCCCGCUUCUCUACUCUCCGCGGAAACGACGGGGCGCGCGGUUCCGCGCCCUGGCCGCGUCCAACAUCCCACGCAUGUACCACUCCAGCAGCGCGGUGCUGCCCGACGCCACCGUGCUCGUGGCCGGCGGCAACACCAACUCGGCCUACAACUUCUCUGGCGUCGACUUCCCGACGGAGGUGCGCGUCGAGCGGUUCAACCCGCCGUACCUCGCCCCGGAGCUUGCGGCCACCAGGCCGGAGAUCGACAUGGCGUCGGUCCCAGCGAACGGGGUGAAGUACGGGGACAAGCUCACACUCAGGUUCACGUCGCCCGGGCCAGCCGUGACCGACGCCGACAUGAAGGUGACCAUGUACGCGCCGCCGUUCACCACACACGGCUUCUCGCAGAACCAGCGGCUGCUGGUACUGCAGGUCACCGCGUUCAAGCCAGAAGGGAACAGGUACAAGAUCACGGCCCAGACGCCGUCGAAGCCGACCCUCGCGCCGCCAGGCUACUACUUCGUGUUCGUUCUGGUCAAGGGGGUGCCGAGCAAAGCCGCUUGGGUGAAGAUACACCCCUGA
Messenger RNA from Triticum turgidum subsp. durum (durum wheat), 1758 nucleotides. The record is from the annotation of a GenBank genome assembly. NCBI's taxonomy places the organism in Eukaryota, Viridiplantae, Streptophyta, Magnoliopsida, Poales, Poaceae.